AUGGGCGACCAGUCCCCGCCAUGGCCGCCGCACCUCCUCCUCGUGCUCUUCCUCUUCCUCGCGACAUGGCGGGCCGCCGCCGAUGCGCCGGACGACCGCAGCGCCCUCCUCGAGUUCAAGGAGACGACGCUGUCUCCGGCUCCAAGCGACUGGGGCGGGCAGGAUGGCCCGUGCAUCAAUAACGUGUCGAAAUGGACCGGAGUCUACUGCGACAAAGACGGGAGAGUGUCCGUUCUGCGGCUAGAGAGCAUGAACUUGUCGGGCACGUUGACCCUCGACGCCCUCUCAGAAUUACCGAACCUUCGCUCGCUUAGCUUCAGCAACAACAGCCUCGAGGGGUCGAUCCCGAACGUCACGAAGCUGCCCAAUUUGAAGUCUAUAUACCUGUCGAUGAACCGGUUCGCCGGGGAGAUACCGGACGGCAUGUUCUCGGCGAUGCUGGGGCUGAAGGUGUUGUGGCUGUCGCAGAACAACUUCUCGGGGUCGAUUCCGAGUUCUCUGACGGCGCCGAAGAAGCUCGCCGAGCUGCGGCUGGAUGGCAACAAGUUCGAGGGCCAAAUCCCUGCUCUAUGGCAGCCCAAUCUGCAGCUGGUGAACGUCUCCUUUAACGAUCUGGAGGGGCCGAUCCCGGAAAGGCUCAGCAAUAUGAGUGCCAGUUGGUUCGAAGGUAACAAGAAUCUCUGCGGCCCACCGCUUGCGGUCUCAUGCGAGUCACCGAAGAAGAAUCUCUCGCCUGCUCUUCUCGUCGUCGUCAUAGUGAUAUCAGUUGCAGCGUUGGUGGCGAUCGUGGGAGCGACUACUUUCCUCUUCCGGCGCCGGAAAAAAGAGGCUACAACGGUUAACAAGCUUCGAUCCGUUAAACCCGAAACGACGGUCCAUUUGGAGGCAGACGGGAUGGGGCUGGGAACAGUAAGGUAUCACGAGGGGGAGAAGAAGGUGCCGAAGGAGGAGAAGCUGUUGUUCGUCGGGGAGAGGAGGGGGACGUUCGGCCUACAGGAUUUACUCAGGGCUUCAGCUGAGGUUCUCGGCAGCGGAAACUUUGGCUCUUCCUACAAAGCCAUCCUGCUCGAUGGCCCCUCGGUGGUGGUGAAGAGGUUCAAGGAGAUGAAUGGAGUGGGGAGAGAAUACUUCCAAGAGCACAUGAGAAGGCUGGGGAGAUUGUCUCACCCUAAUCUUCUGCCUUUGGUGGCUUACUACUACAGGAAGGAGGAGAAGCUGUUGAUCUCCGACUACAUCCCUAAUGGAAGCUUAGCUCACAUGCUAUAUGGGAAUCGCACUUCAAGAACAUCACCACUGGAUUGGCCAACGCGCUUAAAGAUCAUCAAAGGUGUAGCGAGAGGCCUCGCCUACCUGUACGAGGAGCUCCCGAUGCUUACCGUUCCCCAUGGCCACCUCAAGUCCUCGAACGUGCUGCUUGAUCUCUCCUUUGAGCCCAUCCUCACGGACUACGCCCUGGCGCCUGUGAUGAACAAGGCUCAUGCGUCGGAGUUGAUGGUGGCUUACAAGUCCCCGGAGUGCGCCCAGCACGGCAAACCGUCCACGAAGAGCGACGUGUGGAGCCUCGGGAUACUGAUGCUCGAGAUACUAACCGGCAGGUUUCCGGCAAAUCAUCUGAGGCCGGGACGAGCAGGCACGGAUUUGGCGAAAUGGGUGAGCUCGGUGAUCAGGGAAGAGUGGACCGGCGAAGUGUUCGACGGCACCAUGAAGGGGACGAGGAACAGCGAAGGUGAGAUGCUGAAGCUGCUGCGGAUAGCCAUGGCGUGCUGCGAGACCGACGUUCGCAGGAGGUGCGAAAUGGCGGCAGCGCUCGAGAGGAUCGAAGAGCUGAAGGAACGAGAGAGCGACGCGGAGUUCUCUUCUUCGGCCAUUAGCGAGGGUGAAGCCUUUUAUUCUUCCAAAGCCUUGACCGAUGACGACUUCUCUUCUCCUAAGAACUGAGGAGAUUUGCAUUUCCAUUUGGAGCAUUGAUUUGUUUGAUUUCGAA
Molecule: messenger RNA, 1984 nt
Organism: Musa acuminata subsp. malaccensis (wild Malaysian banana)
Lineage: Eukaryota; Viridiplantae; Streptophyta; Magnoliopsida; Zingiberales; Musaceae
Product: pollen receptor-like kinase 4
Biological process (GO): protein phosphorylation
Molecular function (GO): ATP binding; protein binding; protein kinase activity
Source: RefSeq, a predicted model, not a curated record